This is a messenger RNA of Suricata suricatta (meerkat), 7318 nucleotides long. RefSeq names its product suppressor of cytokine signaling 7 (gene SOCS7). The annotation marks the transcript as partial. Gene Ontology annotation, biological process: phosphatidylinositol phosphate biosynthetic process; intracellular signal transduction. NCBI's taxonomy places the organism in Eukaryota, Metazoa, Chordata, Mammalia, Carnivora, Herpestidae. Gene Ontology annotation, molecular function: 1-phosphatidylinositol-3-kinase regulator activity. The transcript is spliced from 10 exons. The record is from RefSeq and is a predicted model, not a curated record. Gene Ontology annotation, cellular component: phosphatidylinositol 3-kinase complex.
CUGCCGUCGGGGUUGGCGCUGGAGCGGACCUGGGGCCCGGCGGCUGGACUGGAGGCGCAGUUGGCGGCUCUGGGGCUCGGGCAGCCGGCGGGGCCGGGGGUCAAGACGGUCGGCGGGGGCUGCUGCCCGUGCCCGUGCCCAUGCCCCCCGCAGCCGCCCCCUCCGCAGCCCCAGCCCCCUGCUACCGCCCCGCAGGCCGGGGAGGACCCCACGGAAACGAGCGACGCGCUGCUGGUCCUGGAGGGCUUGGAGUCGGAGGCCGAGAGCCUGGAGACGAACAGCUGCUCGGAAGAGGAGCUCAGCAGCCCGGGCCGCGGAGGAGGAGGAGGGGGCGGCCGGCUUCUGCUGCAACCCCCGGGUCCUGAAUUGCCCCCGGUGCCCUUCCCGAUGCAAGACUUGGUCCCCCCCGGGCGCUUGAGUAGAGGGGAGCAGCAGCAACCACCCCCGCCCCCGCCUCCUCCCGGACCCCUCCGGCCGCUCGCGGGCCCUUCUCGGAAGGGCUCCCUCAAAAUCCGUCUCAGUCGCCUCUUUCGCACGAAGAGCUGCAACGGCGGCCCCGGAGGUGGGGAUGGGGCCGGCAAGAGGUCUUCUGGAGAGCUGGCUGCUUCAGCUGCGAGCCUGACGGACAUGGGAGGCUCCUCGGGCCGGGAGCUGGACGCCGGGAGGAAACCCAGGUUGACAAGAACUCAAAGUGCCUUUUCUCCGGUCUCCUUCAGCCCGCUGUUCACAGGUGAAACCGUGUCGCUUGUGGACGUGGACAUCUCUCAGCGGGGCCUGACCUCUCCACACCCUCCAACUCCCCCUCCUCCUCCAAGAAGAAGCCUCAGCCUCUUAGAUGAUAUCAGUGGGACGCUGCCUACAUCUGUCCUUGUGGCUCCGAUGGGGUCUUCCCUGCAGUCUUUCCCCCUACCUCCGCCUCCUCCACCCCAUGCCCCAGACGCAUUUCCCCGGAUCGCUCCCAUCCGGGCAGCCGAAUCCCUGCACAGCCAGCCCCCCCAGCACCUCCAGUGUCCGCUCUACCGGCCCGACUCCAGCAGCUUUGCAGCCAGCCUUCGAGAGUUGGAGAAGUGUGGUUGGUACUGGGGACCGAUGAACUGGGAAGAUGCAGAGAUGAAGCUGAAAGGGAAGCCAGACGGCUCUUUCCUGGUACGAGAUAGCUCCGAUCCUCGUUAUAUCCUGAGCCUCAGUUUCCGGUCACAGGGUAUCACCCACCACACGAGAAUGGAGCACUACAGAGGAACUUUCAGCCUGUGGUGUCAUCCUAAAUUUGAGGAUCGCUGUCAAUCAGUGGUGGAGUUCAUUAAGAGAGCCAUCAUGCACUCCAAGAACGGGAAGUUUCUCUAUUUCUUGAGAUCCAGGGUUCCAGGACUGCCACCAACUCCAGUCCAGCUGCUCUAUCCGGUGUCUCGAUUCAGCAACGUCAAAUCCCUCCAGCACCUUUGCAGAUUCCGAAUCCGACAGCUCGUCCGGAUAGAUCACAUCCCAGAUCUCCCACUGCCUAAACCUCUGAUCUCUUAUAUCCGGAAGUUCUACUACUAUGAUCCUCAGGAAGAGGUGUACCUGUCUCUAAAGGAAGCGCAGCUCAUUUCCAAACAGAAGCAAGAGGUUGAACCCUCCACGUAGCGAGGGCCCCCCUGUUGGUCGCCACCAAGGGCAUUUGGUUGCCAAGCUCCAGUUUUGAAGAACCAAAAGAAGCUACCAUGGAGGGGAGUGAGGAAGGAGGGACUGGAAGGGCGGAGAUCCUCUGCGCAAAGACACUGGUUCCCCUCGCCGCCCUGGGGCUUGGAAGAAGCACACAGCCACGCUCUCAGAGCGGGGCCCCACUCUUCAUGCCCAGCCCCCGCGCUCUCCUGGAACUGGACGCGCUCCUUGGAAAACUGGAAGAAGUCUCAACACUGUUCCUUUUUUUAGAAGUUUUGUUUUGGAUAUUUGCAUUUCUCAGUAUGGAAAACUUCCUUUAAAGGCAGCUGGGGUCUGUGCCCAUCGGACUGGAAGUGGCACCCAGGGCAAGACAGGUCCCGGGGAGGGGAGAGGAGGAGGGAUUGCCAGGGACGGUCAUUCAGCCGGUGCCAAGGGCAGAGUGCGGUGCUCACCAUCGACCUUGAAGAAGGAGUGAGAAGGAGUCAUAAGUGUAGAUCAAGUUGGGAGUUUCUGUGGGAUGAGACUCUGCUUCUCUUGAAGCAUGGGUAGCCUCGGUAGGAGCAGGAAAGAAAGGAGGGCGGGCGGUCUCGAAUAGAAAAUGACCGAACACAGAGAGCCUCUGCGGGGGGGAAGUAGCGACUCGUCACAUCCUUUCCUUUUAAGGUUCAGGAACCUGAUUCCAGAAUCACCUCUCAUAGAAGCUGUGCUCGUUUUGUCCUCCCGAAUUCCUGAGCUCUGUGAUCUCAGCCAGUCCCAUUCUUCCUCCCCCCGCCACCCUCCACCCCUCCCCUCGAGAUGACUGUACACUGCACUCCGAUCGUGGUAACACCGUUCCUGUUGCCUCUGCCGGCUGUCAGGGCAGUGGAUUUUCUCAUCACCUGAGCAGCUGAGAGCCCCAGUCACGAGCUGCUAAAGUUAAUGGAGCGUGCUUCCAGAUUCGUAAUGGCACGCGUACCCGUGACAGGAUCAGCGGCACUUCCCUCCGUAUGUCUGUCAGCUAGUGCGAGGGAAUAUGGAGGACGGUGAGAAAGGAAGCUUCGUACUUGGGCUCUUUGGAGAAGCUGCUCUCCAGGGUCUCAGCCUUAAUGGAGCGUCGUCGGGUCAGAGAGGAGGAGAGCAUUACAUCUCAUGGUUUGUAGGUUUAUCGCUGUUGUCCCACUUCUGGGACGGGAGGUAGCAAGAGCUUUUUUGUUUACCUGUGUCUUUUCUUGCAUCCCAAGCAUUUUCGUGAGUCAGAUCCUGUUUGCCCCUCCGCCCCUUCGUUGGGAAGUGUGACAGCUGCUGGUUUGGGAGCUCCCCACCUUCCCGGUGGAAGUGGGGGAGGAGUGAGAACUCCAGGGCUUUCCAGUGGUCUUUGAUUUUUUUCUGAAGCGGGCCAUUGUCAGAUCAUUUCGUAUUAUGCGUUGGCUCUUCUGUAGAGUUACUCUGGGGAAAGGUUUGCUGUUAAGAGGUGAACACUGAGCUGUUUUGGUCUUUGCUAUUCCAUUAGACUUCCUUUUUUGGUUCCCCUGUGUUUGUAUCUGCCUCAUCUCAUGAGAUAAAAUAAUAUUGUCGGGUUUGUGGUUUCCUGAUGGUUGGGGGGUGAGGCCCCGGUGUCUUGGUAGUUUAUAGGACUGUCUCCUCCAGAAGUGUGCGCCUUCUGCCGUAUGUCCUGCAUGGAGUGGCCGGGGCAGGGAGGGAAGCUUGCGUUGUUACCUGCGUGUAAAGAGGUGGCCCACAAAAUGAGCUUGUGGUAUACAGACGCAGCCCAGCUUGGUUUUGUUGUGAGGUCCCUCUUCUCUCCUUGGAGUCCGUGGGAGGAUUACCAGCCAAUUAAGAUCACAAUCCCAGAAACUGGCUUCACCCUUGAGUCUUGCCUCUUGGGAGUGUGGAUUAACUUGCCAUCUUGCAGAAAGUACCCCCAACAGUAGAGCUUAUAUCUGGAAUCCAUUGGGAUCCUUGAGUGGCUGAUGUGCAGCUCUUUGGGAUUUUUUUUUUUAAUACCAUUUCAUCCACCCAUCAUUUAAAAUUCUUUUUUUUAGUGUGAGUGUGUUUGCCUGGCUCAGGGCUAGAUACUGUGAAAAAUGCAAGAGGGGAAACACAUGAUGUCUGGCCUGAGAGAGCUUUUAGGUGAGUGUCAUCCACGAAGCAAUUGGAGAAUGACCCAGUGGGGCAGAAGAAUCAAGGGCCGUCUUGAAAAAAGGUCAGAUGGAUACGAUCAGGGUAGACCAGGUGGUCCGGGAGAGCUCUGUGGUGGCCAGGCUUCGGGUCCUGGGCGAGGGGAGGACGGUGAGACAGGAAACACAUGGAUGGAAGCAUGGACGCGGGGAUCUGCAGGGGGUGUGCCGAGCGGUGUGCGGCCCCAGGCCUCGCGGCAGCAGUGAUCCCUCCUUUCUCGGUUUACACGGAAACUUCCGAGCGUCAGGCAGAUCUGAGUCCUGAGGGCUGUGAUGGUGAAGCGGAACGCAAAGCCGGAAGCCAGCUGGCUCCUGCCCAAGGCCAGGGGCCUCACCGCCCUCAGCGCAGUCUGGGUGCUACCCCUUGUGUUUCUGCUGGAGGAUUCAGACCGUCAGGUCUAGUACCACACCAGCUGAGGAGGCCUGACCCAACCUCACCACCAUCCUUCCUUCCCCUCCUGGGAAAGGGCAUUGUGUACCUGUGUCCAUGAUGUGUUUGUGUGCUGCUCACAGCCCAGGCUGUAGCCCCGGCCUCCUCAGUUGCACGAGAGGAGACAGACGCCACUGGGAGAUGAGGGGGAGGAAGAGGCAGGAGCAGGGCAGCCGGCUGAGGGACCAGCGUCGUCGGAGAGCGGAGAGCGGAGAGGGAGCAGGAGAGGCUGGCCUAUGCCCAGCACUUGCCCUCCUCUCUCCCGGCCGGACCCACUCAUCCUCUGCCAGUUCUCUGUUGGGCUCCUUGAAAGGCAGUCCGCAGACGGAAGUGCUUCCUUUUUGAUGGUUGUAUUUUAAAGUCGCAAACUGGAAAAAGGUUCUCACCUCUAGGGACCCACCAUUGAUUUCCGAGUUGUGGAUGGGUCCUUGUUCGUGGGACCCUUACUUGUUAGUGGUUGACUUACUGUCACCUUCCUCAGGUCAGGUGUGAACCACCGUGAGCUAGUGACAACUACUGCUACAAUUUGCUGUUACUUGAAAUUCGCGUGCUGUGGCAGGGACAGAGUGCAGAGGGUGAGGCUUGGCCGUGAGGACUAGGUAAGUGUGUGACAGCUGGGAAUGUAGGACCAUUGUCGGUGGCCUCCGCCUGUCAGCUAGCCGGUGUAGACAGUGUAGAUCUAGUGAAUGUGAGCUGUGGACGGCAGAGCUCAGGCUCCUGAGAGGAGAGGUGUGGCGGGAAGCUCACCACCCCAGUUUCCUCUCCUCCUGUCCUUCCUUUCCCUGGGGCUGAUGGUGUCGGCUGUCACCAAGGUAGGGAGUGACAUGGGGAUGGCUGCAAACACACUCGCAGCGCACAUCCGGGAAGGCCUGGACAGCGGGAUGGUGCUUGAGCGUGAGAGCCUAGAGGUGAGCUGGAUGCCCUGGGGGGCCCACCUUUUCAGCCCCUGGGCUGCUCGAAGCCCUUGGGUCCCAGCAGGAAAUGGGGCUGGCGGGGCUUUUCUCUCAGGUUAGAGCCUUCUGCUGCUGCCUCCUCCUGGGCCUCGAGCCCUGAAGUCGGAGGACCAGCUGUGAGGAUAUAGCUCCACGGCUGCAGGAAGGAGGUCUGAGAGUCUGUGUGUGUGUCUGUGUGUGCGUGUGCCCGUGCGCGCACACGUCUGUGUGUCUGUCUUCAUUUGCGGAGGUCUUGCCACCAGUUGGGGUUGAGAGCAUCUCCAUUGUGGGGAGACCUGCCAUUUGUUUUCCACUUUUAAGAGAAUGACAUGCCCCCUGUCCCUAAGGGAGGAGCUUUUGAGUUAGACAUUUUCCCUAUGGGAAUCCUCUUGGUUUGGUUUGUGGGAAAGGGGGGAAUGGAUAAAUGAUUUUUAUCUCGAUUGUCAACACAGCUGUUCUUACACUGAAUUUGUGCUAUUGCAUACAUGUAGCCAUCUUUCUUUUCACUGCAGCAGUGUUUAUCAGUAGUUCAAAAUGAUUUAUUUGCUCCUGGGGAGUAAAAUCUUUUUUAUUAAAAAAGAAAAACAAAAAAAAGAGAGCCAAGUGUGGCUCCCUCCCCCCGUGUAGCUGUAGGAUUAGUGGGCCUCAAAGAAAGCUCAAGAAGGCAAAGUCGAGUCUGCCAGUCCCCAUGACCUGUCCUGUUUCGCCAUCGGAGCCUUCGUGCUCAGCACAAAAGGGCAGGGGGCCUUGAGAAGAUGGAGAGCAGAGCAUCGGAAGGAGUGAGUGGGGUGUGGACCGUAGAGAUGGAGGCACUGGGGACUCAGGUGCUGCAGUUAGAAAAACCGAGUAAGGAAUUGUAUUUCGACUAUCGUCUAAUCUGCCAGGGAAAGACCUUUCUUUACAUACAGAUUCCAUACUGUCUUUGUCCUCUCCAUCACUUCUUGACCUUCUGGGAGGUGCCAGCCCAGUUUCUCCCUGCUUCCCGUCCAUCCCCUGUGCCCCUCUGCCCCUCCCCUCACACUCCUGUCUACCUCUGGGAAGCCAGUCCUGCACGCUGAGUCUGUGACUUGCCUUCACGCGCUCAUUUCAUCCUGGGUAGAGGGUGCGCGGAGCUGCCCCCUCCCCGCUCCCUCCCAAGUGCCAGGAGGCAUGAAGGGGCAGGUAAAAAGCAGCCCGCCGUGGCGGGAAGACGUGGAAUGUCUGGCUGCAGCUGGACUGCAGCCGUGGCUCCUGGAGAGAGUGUGUGAAAAGAACGUAGGACACUCUUGCUCGGAUGCUGGGAUGCUCACACACCGCCCGCCCAGCCCGGGUGGGGCAGGAAGGCCGGCCUGGCUACUCCAUCCCUGGUGCUCCCUCGAAGGGGGACCUGCCCCUCACCGUUAGGCCCAGAGCCUCUUCCAAGGGACAAGCGUGAUCCAGGCGCUGCUCUGUGGGCAGGCCGGUCGUUGGAGCUCCCGCACUGGUGCUGCCUGUGGCACGGCCACCUCUGUACAGUUUUUGGUUGUUUUUAAGAAACUCAAUGAAGAGGGGGUGUCGUUCUGGGCUCAGGGUGGUUGCCAGUUCUUCUCCCAGAAGGGGAGCCGCACCCCUGCAACCACCCCUGUCCUGUUUGCCACCCCUGCCCUCCUCCAAGCCAAAGCGUGGCCUGGCUUUUGUCUUCCCCUUGAGUUGUCCUCCUCUCCUCCCCCUUUUUGUGCUUAAUUUAUUAAAAUAGUUGCUGUAUAAUUUAUUUUCAUAAAUGAUAAAAAAUUACUAAAUGGUAAAAUAGACUUGCAGGCCAAUCUUAAACGGGGCGGGAGGGUCCACGGGUGGGGUGGGAGAAGGGAAAGAUGUUUUGAUAUAAACAAAUGCACUUUGGGUGUGUUUUGGUAUUUUUCUGGGGAUAGAUGGGUGGGUACCGGGACGUCCCUGUAGACUAGUUCCAGAAGGGGGUGUCUGUAUAUACUGUAUCAAUAGGCAUGUUUGACUCUUAUAAAGGGGUGUUAGUAGCUGCUGCAGGUCCUGUUUGGAAACCCCACGUACAACUCCCAGUUUUUGUAAGUGUCAGUGCGGGAGACAUUUGACUCUUGUGUUUGUAUCUCCUUUUUAUGAUUGCUGUACUGACCCAUGUCUUUUUGGGGAGGGAUGAAAAGAUUUGAAAUAAAAAUGUUUAGAAAUUA